CGCUAUGGACUAGACCUCGUCACACUGGACAUUUUCAGUCUUUUUGGGGCGGACGGUGGGGGGGUGGGGGGUGGAGUCAUGCGCGUUGAGACAUUCUGUCAUCCAUGUCACUCAUUUCAGCAGAACAAUAACUAAACGUCCAUUUUAUGACAGAGCCAAGAUGCCGGGGACUACAAAUUGCCAUCUCGCGACAGCUGCGCUCACUGUGCUGCUGGUGUGUGUGUCGUCCUUCAACGUGGACCAGAAGAAUAGCUUGUCCUUCAAUGGCCCGCUGGAGGACAUGUUUGGUUACACCGUCCAGCAGUUUGAAAACAGCGAGGGCAAAUGGGUUCUGAUUGGAUCUCCACUGUCGGGCCAGCCGGCAAAACGUACAGGCGACGUCUACAAGUGUCCUGUGGGUAGGGGGAACAGCACAUGUGUUAAACUACAGCUCCCAGAAAACACCACCAUUCCCAAUUUACACGAAGUCAAGGAGAACAUGACUAUGGGAACCACGCUCGUGUCCAAUCCCAGCGGCGGAUUCUUGGCAUGUGGUCCGCAGUAUGGUUACAUGUGCGGUCAGCAGCAGUACAUCUCGGGGGUUUGCGCCAACGUCAGUUCGUCCUUCCAGGUUCUCAGCUCGGUGGCACCGGGUGUUCAAGAGUGUGCCAAGGAGCUGGACAUCGUGAUUGUCCUGGACGGCUCCAACAGCAUCUACCCGUGGACCAGCAUCAUUGAUUUCCUGGUUCGCUUCAUCGAGAACAUUCAAAUCGGACCCAAACUCUCGCAAGUAGGCAUUGUGUCCUAUGGCGAGACAGUGACCCACCGCGUCAACCUGAGCCAGUUCGACAACACUGCCGACCUGCUGGAUUUCGUACGUGAGCUCCCACAGCAGACCGGCUUCAAAACAAUGACUUUCCUGGGCAUUGACACUGCCAGGAGGGAGGCGUUCAUGCCGGAGCGAGGUGCCCGACCUGGCGUGAAGAAAGUGAUGGUGAUCGUGACCGAUGGAGAAUCGCAUGAUUUCCACAACCUCAACCCGGUCAUCGGUGACUGCGAGGAGGAUGGCAUCGAGAGGUUUGGCAUCGCUGUUCUGGGUGACUACAACCGACAGAACAAGAGCGCUGAGGAAGUGCAGAAAUUCAUCAAGGAGAUCGCGUCCAUCUCUAGUCAGCCACUACGUGAUCACUUCUUUAACGUGUCAGAUGAGGUGGCGCUGUUGACCAUCGUGGAUGCGCUGGGCAGCAAGAUCUUUGCCCUGGAAGCUACGACCGGCAAUUUCACCUCGUCAUUCGACAUGGAAAUGUCGCAAGCUGGGUUUAGCGCACAUGCUUCCAAAGACGGCUUGCUACUGGGAGCAGUGGGAGCAUAUGACUGGAACGGCACUGUGAUAAUGUACAACGGCGAGGGAGCCAUUUAUCCAGACAAGAACCAUUUCUUUGACCCUGAAAGUGAAGCCGGGUAUGAAAGACUGGCCGGCUAUCUUGGUUACGACGUCCAGUCGGCGUCCACCCCCGAUGGGGUGCUGUACAUAACGGGGGCGCCGCGGUACAACCACACGGGCCGCGUUGUCAUCUACCGGCUGAAGGACAAGGACGUUGUCAUCUCGCAGACGCUCGGAGGGGAACAGAUCGGUUCGUACUUUGGCAGCGUGCUGCAGACUCUGGACGUGGACGGCGACUCAUACACAGACCUCCUGUUGGUGGGCGCUCCCAUGUUCAUGGGCUCCGACAGAGACGAGCAGGGCCAAGUGUACGUCUACAAGCUCAAGCAGGACGGCCACUUUGCCCACGAAUUCACGCUAAAGCCAGUCAACCAGUCAUGCUGCAGCGUCAGCUCGUCCGGCUGCACACACAAAAACGAGCCGUGCGGCGCCCGUUUCGGCACGGCCAUCGCCGCCGUGUCUGACCUCAACCUGGACGGCUUCAACGACGUGGCCAUAGGAGCGCCCUUCGAGAACGACCACAGAGGGGGCGUGUACAUCUACCACGGCGACAGCAAGCGGUCGCUCAAAGAGAAGUUUGUGCAGCACAUCCCAGCGGGUGGAAAUGACGAUAAGAUGAAGUUCUUUGGUCAGUCCAUACAUGGAGUCAUGGAUCUCAAUGGAGACGGAAUCACCGAUGUGACUAUCGGGGGACUCGGAGGGGCAUCAUUGUUCUGGUCCAGAGAUGUGGCGGCGCUCCGUGCCAACAUGACGUUCGACCCUGCCAAGAUCAACCUGCAGCAGGCCCAGUACCAGUGCGAACACCUGGGACGCAAAUCUGUGUGUGUUACCACAGAUGUGUGUUUCGUCUACAGCGUCAAAUCCGACAAGCAGGAUCUGAAGACCAAAGCAGUGAUUCGUUACGACCUAACUCUGGAUGCUCUGCGGGCGAAAGCCAGGGCUUCUUUUGUCAACUCGGACGACAAGAGCGACCGACGGAUUUCCAGAACGAUUGCCGUGGAGGACCGACGGAGGACUUGCGCAAGGGAGAUGUUCAUGAUGUCGGCCCGACUGGACUUCCGUGACCCUCUCAUGGUGUCGCUGGACUUUGGACUGGUCAACGAAGACCAAGGCCCGGUCCUGGAUGAAAGCCUGCCCACGUCCAUUAACAAGACGAUUCCCUUGGUGGACUGUGGCAGCGACCAGCGGUGCAUCGCUGACCUCUCCCUCCAAGCAGAGCCCAGCGUAACAGGCUUGGUGAUCCGAGCCAAGAAGGACAAACUGGACGUGAACAUCCGCGUGAGAAACAGCAAAGACAACGCCUACAACACCAAAGUGGUCGUCAGCUUCACGCCAAACAUCAACUACGUCAAAGUGGAGCCGGACAAAGACUGCACUCUGAAUCACACCAAAGUGGAAUGUGCUGUGGGGUACCCCUUCCUGGGGAGCGAUGUGGAGGAAGCUUUCAAGGUAAAGUUCGAGGUGAAUCCUAAUCACAUCCAUCACAACAUACAAAUCAACGUGACAGCCACAAGCGAUAGCGAAGAGCUUACCUCCACCCUCAACGACAACACGGUGCACAUCUCCAUCCCCGUCAAGUACGAGGCCGGGCUCGUGUUCACUGUGCGUCCAGUGGACGAGCAUGUGGUGGUGAAAGAGGGCGAGCAGUUCUUGGGUAUGUUCAACGACACCCGCAUGAUCGGCGAGGAGGUCAACAUCAGCUACACAGUGGAGAAAGCAGGUGAUAAGGUGACUCCUCCCCUUGAUCUGAAGGUGACCUACCCUGAGCUGUCGCCUCGUAACAAUUACUUGCUGUACUUGACGCACGUCAUCACCAGCCCGCAGAUGAAAUGUGACGCGGCCGCUUUGAUCAACCCUCUUAAUCUCAACCCGGACGUCAUAAAACCCAAUCCAAACAAAGAAACGCUCAGCGUCUUUCUUCUGAGCUGCGACAACCUUCCGUGCGCCUCGUUCAAAUGCUUCAUCCCGGAGGCCAAAAUCAGUCAGGUCAACAUUACCUUCAGAGUGUGGAAGCCCACAUUCAUCAAGGCGGACUUUUCCAGUCUGUACAUGCUGGUGAACGCCACCCUGGGGAGCAGAAACACAGAUCUAUUUGUGCUGAGCACCAGUGACAGCACCAGAACUGUGAAGAUCCAAGUCUCCAAGGAGAGCUCAGGGGGAAUCCCUAUAUGGAUCAUCAUCAUCAGCAUCCUUAUAGGUCUUCUCAUUUUAGCGCUAGUCAUCUUCGCUCUGUGGAAGAUGGGCUUCUUUAAGCGAAAAUCCCGGGAGUUGUCCAAGGAGGAAAUGAUGGAUUGAGGCUUACACGCGAACAGGAAGUGAGCGCCACUUCUGGAGUCACUUAAAAAAAAAAAAAAAACUUUGAGUGUGUGACGACACACGACUACCUUGGAGUGCAAAAAGCCAUUCAACGGAGCCCAUCACUGAUACGGGCAAAGUCCAUGUUUGCAUUUGGACUGUUAUGCACUUCAAUUGGAAAAAAAGAAUGCACUUUUUUUGCUAUGACCAUCCAAAGUGGCCACAUCACCACGUGUGCUGUACAGACUCUAUAUGACAGGGAUGGGGCACCUUUUUCUUAUUUCAGUUUCCGUAAAGUGUUGUAUCAUUAUCAGGCUCUUGGAAUCACUGUUUAUUGUUAUUCACCUGAUUCAUCGACUUUUGGGGGUGUCAGCAUGGCCAAAGUCUUACCAAUUUUGGCACACACGAGUAUCCUGGUGAAAAUACACAUAUUUUAGGGGUCCCAGACAUUGUUUCUAAAACCUCACUCUGUAGUGUCCCCUAAAAAUGUUAAAACAAAAUAGCCCCCAACCCCAGUCUCACAGAGCCACACGAAAUAUGGUGAACAUGUCUCCCAUGACGGCAUGGUGGUCGACUGGUUAGCACACCUGACUGGGGUUCAAAUCCCGGGUCCCUCUGAGGAGUUUGCAUGUUCUCCCCGUGCCUGUGUGGGUUUUCUCCGGGCACUCCCACAUCCCAAAAACAUGCAUGGUAGGUUGAUUGAAGACUCUAAAUUGCCCUUAGGUGUGAAUGUGUGCGCGAAUGGUUGUUUGUUUAUACGUGUCCUGCGAUUGGCUGGUGACCAAUUCAGGGUGUACCCCGCCUCUCGCCCGAAGUUAGCUGGGAUAGGCUCCAGCACGCCCGCGACCCUUUUGAUGAUAAAGCGGUACAGAAAAUGGAUGGAUGGAUGUCUCCCAUGACAGGACGCACAAAAAGGUCUCACAGACCCAUGCCUGGAAUUGAACAGGAAGUCACCCACUUUGGGUGAAUUACAUUAAAAAGGUGCCUAAAAUUUGUAGAAGAAGAAGAAGAAUCAUCUUUUAUUGUCAUGAACAUGCAUGCAUGCACAGGAAAUUUGUUCUCUGCAUUUAAGAGAGCAAUUAGCCCCUCACACCAGUGUUACUCAUCAACAUGAAACUGGGUGGACAUGUUGAUCACGACAGGAUGCACAAAAAAGUCUCAAAGAUCCGUGACCAAAAUUAAACAAGAUGUCGGCCAUUUUUAAUGAAUUACUUGAAGAAGGUGCCAAAAAAGAUGGGGGGGGGGGGAAAUUGCCCAUAACACCAGUUUCACCGAUCAGUAUGAAAUUGGGUGGCCAUGUCGCUCAUGGCAGGACAAGGACCCAUGCCUGAAAUUGAACAGUAAAUUGGCCAUUUUGAGUACAAAAAAGUGCGUAGAAAUUUAGAGAGAGAGAAAAAAUAGCCCCUGACACUAGUUUCACCGAUCAACACGAAAUUUGAUUGACACGUCUGUUUUGACAUUAAGCACAAAGCCAUUCUGGGUGAAUGCUUUGAAAAAGGCACCCUAGAAAGACCCAGACAGCAGUUUUACCAAUCAAGAUGAAAAUAGGUGGAUAUGUCUAUAGCAAGACACAUAAAAAGUCUCAAGGACCCGUACCCAAAAUUGGAAAGUCUGCCAUUUUGGUUUGAAACAGCCACUUUGGACCUGGAUGCUCAUACUCUCCUGCGAGAGAAUUCGCCCUGAAGGGCUGCUCCAGACUUCCUGUUUUAUUUCCAGCAUGGGACCUUGCGACUUUUUGUAAAAGAGGGUGCGAGGGCCCGUCCAUCGCUGUACACAGCUUUAAUGAAAUAUCCUCAUCAUUGGUGCGUUAAAUGUUUUUUCCUGUUGUGGCUGCAGGUUUCCCCACCCCAGAGACACUGUAUGUAUAUUUGAACAUUUUCCAGCAUGCUAGCAUCAUGGCACAUUUCUUCACAUCCUGUUUUUUUUUUUUUUUUUUUAUAUAUUUUAUUUAGCCAAAAAAUCCAACUAUUUGUAUGUCCUUUUUGUUUGGUCUUUUUUCUUUAAUCCCAUAACCUCCGACUGUACUGUAAAUAUCACAAAAUUUAAGCUUCAAAAUGUACAUAAAUGUAUCUUUUUUUUGGCUGUCGUUGCUGCAAUAAUUCAUGUAAUUUAAGAGACGUCGCCCACAAGCCUUGUUUUUGUACUCAGGUAUUAUGACAUAUGUUAUAACGUAGACACUAAUUAGACGUAGAUGACGUUUUUUUUUUUUUAAAGUUCUUUGUCCGUUUUCACCUAUUUGCAUAGAUAGACUAAAUGUGGUCUGGAAUCACUUAUUUUCUUUUCUAAGAGCUCAAAGCAAAACGAACGACACUGCUGUGAAGUCUUCAAUGUGAUGAUGCACUGGUUUGUUUUGUCGAGCUGUCUCACUUCCUGGUCAACACACACGAACUGAAUGAAUGCUCUGUAUGAAAUAAAAGCUUUUUUUUUUUUUUUUUAA
Messenger RNA from Phyllopteryx taeniolatus (common seadragon), 6155 nucleotides. It is a transcript of the gene itga1, whose product is annotated as integrin, alpha 1. The record is from RefSeq and is a predicted model, not a curated record. The coding region runs from base 161 to 3718 and encodes 1185 amino acids. NCBI's taxonomy places the organism in Eukaryota, Metazoa, Chordata, Actinopteri, Syngnathiformes, Syngnathidae. The transcript has 30 exons. Gene Ontology annotation, molecular function: integrin binding. Gene Ontology annotation, cellular component: external side of plasma membrane; integrin complex. Gene Ontology annotation, biological process: cell adhesion mediated by integrin; cell-cell adhesion; integrin-mediated signaling pathway.